This is a messenger RNA of Portunus trituberculatus (swimming crab), 2472 nucleotides long. RefSeq names its product alpha-tocopherol transfer protein-like. The transcript is spliced from 7 exons. Gene Ontology annotation, molecular function: phosphatidylinositol bisphosphate binding. Gene Ontology annotation, cellular component: membrane. Bases 372 to 1283 code for a protein of 303 amino acids. The record is from RefSeq and is a predicted model, not a curated record. Lineage: Eukaryota; Metazoa; Arthropoda; Malacostraca; Decapoda; Portunidae.
ACAUCAUUCAGAGCAAGGCGUCCAUCCAAUCCCUUCAGCAAUACAACACACGUACAUAGUACAUACACCCUCCCUCCCUCACCACUAUCAUCACUAUUUACACUCAUACAACCACUAUCACCACCACAACCACAAAGAAUCACCACACUCACCACUUUGCUGUUUCUGCUCGCCACAAUUAAGCUCCUUCCUACCGAGUUUCAGUGGAGGUUCGACUUCUUUUCCAGUGUUUUUCUCACUGUCAGUAACAAAGGUGGAGAGAUUGUUAACUCAGGACCUGCCAGGCAAUCCAGCACACCAGCGAAUUAAAGUAUUUCUUUCUACUCUGCACGACUCUUGUUACUCGUGCCAAACUUCCCCUGCCUCCCGGAAUGCCCAGCACGGAGGAGGGCUGUCGGAGUGCGAAGAUGGACAGGUUAGCGAAGGAGGAGCUGGGGGAGGAGCCGGCGCAAAGGGAGAGGGAUAUUGAGGCAGUGAGGCAGUGGCUACUUCAACAGCACGGCCUCAACGCCAGGACAGACCGCACCACCAUCCUCCGCUACCUUCGUGGGUGUAAAUACUCCCUCGAGAAGACCAAGGCAAAGCUCGAUGUCUACUACUCCUCCAAGGGCGCUAAUCCGGACAUGUUUCAAGGCCGUGACCCUUCUGAUCCAAAACUGAGGUCGAUUCUUAAGAAGGGUUUGAUGGUUCCCCUGCCAGGCUACGACCAGCAGGGGAGAAAGGUCAUCUUUGGCCGCCUGGGAGCCUGGAACCCUGCCACGGACAGACCCGAGGACCUCUUCAAAGCUGCAGGCAUGUUAUUCGACGCGCUCUUCCUUGAUGAUGAACAAACCACCAUCAAGGGAAUCGUGCAGGCCAAUGACAUGACUGGCCUCACUCUGGCUCACGUCACUUCGCUUCCUCUUCCGCUCGUCAAACGCGUGCUCAAGACUUGGCAGGAUGGCUACCCCUUGCGACCUAAGGCGGUUCACUACGUCUACACACCCAGCGCUUUCGAUGCCCUCUUCAACCUGUUCAAGCCUUUCAUGCGGGAGAAGAUGAAGAAGAGGAUCCACAUUCACGGGAGCGACAUGGACAGCCUACAGAGAAGCGUGCCAAGGGAGAUGUUGCCGCAGGAGUACGGGGGCACAGCUGGGACACUGGCUUCAAUUACAGAAUACUGGGUGGGACGAAUUGAUCACCAUCGCUCCUGGUUCCUGCAGGACGAGAGGCACUGCGCGGAUCCCAAGAGGCAACGCUCAGAUUUUUCGGAAGGUUCAUUCAGAAAAUUGGAGUUUGACUAAGAUUUUUCUGUAGCUUCUCAGAAUUUUCAGUAUUUUUUUCCUUGGUUGCUUGAUAUUUGAUAUUCCGCAUAAUUCAUUAAGUUCCAUAUCGUCUCUCUCUCUCUCUCUCUCUCUCUCUCUCUCUCUCUCUCUCUCUCUCUCUCUCUCUCUCUCUCUCUCUCUCUCUCUUUCUUGUAUAUUAUUUUCUUAGUAAUUUUUAUUCUUAUCUAAUUUCUGACUUUUAUUAGUUUCUUCAACAUGUUUCUUUUUAUCUAUUCUUUAUUCAUUGUUGUUUCCUUUUCCAAUAAAUUUCUUUUCAUGGAUGACUUUUUUUGUUUCCACUCUCGUUUAUCAAAAUUCCUGUCUCUUACUAUCCUUUCAUAUAUUUUUCUAUCCAGUUCAUUUCAAUCUUUUUUCUCUAUUCAAUAUUUACUCUCUCUCUCUCUCUCUCUCUCUCUCUCUCUCUCUCUCUCUCUCUCUCUCUCUGUUGGUUGGUAUGUAGUUGCAAUAUUUGCUCGAUUCUUUUAAAUAUCUUUUUCCUUUGUUUUCUUGUUCUUUCUCGCGUCUUUUAUGUGUUGAUUUAUUUUUCCAGUGAACGUUUUGUUUCAUCUUGUAUUUUCGUAUCUUUUGAUAGCUUUUGAAUCUUUUACAUCUGCUUGCUCUUUUUCUUUUACUUUUCUUUUCUUCUCUAAUCAGGCGUAAUUUUUUCCUUUUAUUCCUGACUUCAAAAUGAUUGUGGCUUCUGUAUGAAAUGUGGAAAACUGAGGUAUCUAGUGGUGGAUCAGUUGUGUGGAAGGAAGAUGAGAGUUAUUUCUAUGUGUAGAUCAAUUGUUACUUACUUGUUGUUACUUGGGGUGUUUGUUCAAGGCUCCGCUCCACUGCGAGGCAGCGCUCAGCAGAGCCUCCCUGAAAAGCAACUAGCAUCUCUAAUUGUCUUUGAUUUCCAUGCCGUUAAAAUCAUAAACUUCUUUGAACAAAUAUGUCUUCAAUUUCUUUUCUUUUUUUUUUUAAGAUAUCGAUCCUGGCACAACCUUUAAUAUCACUCGGCAGUUUAUUGUAAAUCCUUAGUGCGCAUCUCGCAAAUACUCGACAUCCCAUGUCAAGGUUAUUUCUUGGCUCAUGUAGUCUGUAUGGGUCUGCAUCGUGUUCCUUGGUAUGUGCACAAAUGUAUGAGUGUCAGGGGUCAUUUCUUUAAUUUUCGCAGUAUCAU